Pimephales promelas (fathead minnow) is the source of this 5447-nucleotide messenger RNA. RefSeq names its product fibulin 2 (gene fbln2). Gene Ontology annotation, molecular function: calcium ion binding. The record is from RefSeq and is a predicted model, not a curated record. Lineage: Eukaryota; Metazoa; Chordata; Actinopteri; Cypriniformes; Leuciscidae. Gene Ontology annotation, cellular component: extracellular region.
CUAAGCUGCACUGUGUAGGCUUGAAAAGACAAGUUAUUGGCUGUAACUUCUAACCUGCACGCACGGAACAACAUGAUUCCCGCAAGGUUUCUCUGACAGCUUACAGUUCACAAGAGGAGAGCUGACUGUUUGGGCUCUGGAGAGAUUGGCGUGUACUGGACUGCAGACAUUUAUCAGCUGUUGACACACCAGGUACAAAGUCAAAAUGGCCCGUGGCCUCUUGAACUUGGUGUUUUUAUUGAGUAUAAGCGGCGGCCUUUGUCAAAGGGAUUGCACUGGUGUGGAUUGCCCUGAAUUGCACAACUGCAUCGAAGAAGUCUUGGACAGCGGAGCAUGUUGCGCUUCCUGCGUGCAAACGGGCUGCAUGUGCGAAGGGUACCAGUAUUAUGACUGCAUCAGCGCUGGCUUCAGAAAUGGCAAGGUUAAAGAAGGUGAGUCGUACUUCGUGGACUUUGGGAGUACUGAAUGCUCCUGUCCACAAGGAGGUGGACGGAUCAGCUGCCAUUUUAUUCCGUGCCCUGAGAUUCCGGCCAACUGCAUAGAAUUGUCGGAACCGGCGGACGGGUGCAUUCAGUGCGAACGAGUUGGAUGCAUUCACUCGGAGCAGAAGUAUGAAGCUGGACACACAUUCCAGAUUGACCCUUGCCAAGUAUGCCACUGCCCGAAAGAAGGUGGGAACCUAAUGUGCUAUCCGAUUCCAAACUGUGACCCGAGGCGUGCUUCAAAUCCCAUGCUAACCACAACACCUGAGGAAAGCACACCAGAGAGAGACUACAGAGACCCUUUACAACACAUUUUUAACCACCAAGGAUCUAGAGGUGAUAGCAAUCGUCCUUUUAAGCUGCGUAUGAGACACGCAGACGAGAAAGAAGAGGAUGAAGAAGACUAUGAUUAUCCACCUACUGAUUCCUUAGCCUCAUCGCUGCGUGAUUUUGAAGGUACUACGGAGUCAUCCAUCAUCUCGGUAUCUCGUUCAGGUAAUUUUACCCCCCGCCAGGGUGUGCAAAGGGGAGCCAAGCAAGAGCUGAGAGAGAGGUUUGGUAUUCAUAAGUCGACAACAGAUAGGCCGCAGUUUCCUUUCUACAAGGACAGUACUGAUAGAAUGAGAGGCAGUUUUCAUGAUGACAAACCAAAAAAUGAACUAUUCAGCCCUCUGAAAUAUAAAACAGACCGGGAACAAUUCAUCCUCCCUGUGGAAACGACAAACAGAGUGGGAUUCUCCACUCACAAAGAUACCACAGAGAUCCAGAGCUUUAGUCUUUAUAAAGACAACACCCAACAAGAGGGCUUAACAGAUGAUGAACAUUUCGAAUUUCCUACUGUUGGGGAUACAUAUACCUCACAGGAGGACACCACAUACAGCGAGAUGGUGACUGACUCUCCGUUGACUAUUGAGCAAACUACAUCUCCGCUUUGGGAAACCGCAACUUCAAUGCAGAAGGCUUGGGAAGGAGUAUCAGAUAGUCAAAUUGAUUCACUUCUCCCCAAUUACGUGGAAACAGAUGGCUCCAAACAUGAUGAAACUAUCACAAGAGAGUCUAGUAAGGAAAAAGCAGCUGUAUUGAAUGAAACUGCUAGCUUUGAUGGCAUUCAAUCAGCUGUUGGUAAUCAGAAUGAACAUAUCCUGAGCAGUCCAGGUCCCGUUAAGCAAAGUGCGACCACCUCUUCCGAAACUCUUUCAGAACAUGGAAAAUCUGAAGCAGAACUUAAAGAAGAACAUGAAAGGAUUUCAAUCGACCACAGAGAACCUUCUGUAGAUCACAAACAACAUCAUGGUGAACACACGAAACCCCUUGAGCACCAAAACCCUAGAGCAGAACAUGUGCAAACCUUGGGAGAGCACAACACAGAGCUUGAGAGGAAACAUCAGUGGCAGUUGUUCCCUCCAGUUAAGUUCAGUCCAACCAGUCCACCUUCAAACAAACUGUUUAACUACAGAGAGGAGGAGGAAGAGGCAGACAACACUCUCAGAACUCAUUCUGGGAUGGAAGAAGGAUUGGUGGAGAGCUGUUGUGUGGCCGGGCAGAAAUGGGCUGAGGAGAACCAGCACUGUGACCGUAUGCCCGUCAAAACAGAAGACCUCAGCUCUGUGUGUGGUGUUGUCCAGAAGCAGUGCUGUUCAGGUGCUCUGAGAGAGAGCAGGUGUCAGGCUGGCAUGAAUGCAGCAAAGGCCGGACAUGCCUGUGAGGGAAACAGCCCGCUCUGUGGAGAAGAUUCCCAAAUGGACUGCUGCAACUGCUGUGCACUGGGUCUGCGUUUACGGAAAGAAGUUAAAGGUUGUGAAGUCCAUGAGCAUCUGAGUUACCCAUGUAGACACGUCUUCCUCAAGUGCUGCGAGGAGGGCGAGGAAGGUCCUGCUCUGCCCACGAUCAAGAAAAAACAGAGACCUCAACCGACUCCUCUUCCUAAGAGAGUAUCAGACAGUCGGUUUUCGAAGCAAGCGCUGUCGGUCGGGGAUGUGGAUCCUGCAGCUAAUUCACUGGAGGAUUUGGAGCAUGAUGACAGGUGCCAGAGAUUUGCGCUGCUCUGCCAUCACACCUGCAUCAACACUCGUGACUCCUACCUGUGCGCCUGCCACCCUGGAUACACACUCCUGCAGGAUGCCCACACCUGUGUGCCAGAGAAGCAGGAAGAAGACAACAGGGUUAGUGAAGAAGACAAGCUGCUUACUGUAGCUCCAGCAAGACAAGAACCCACCACUCAACCCCCAGUCUUUCAUAACCCAUGUGCAGGUAAUGGGCCCUGCUCUCAGCAGUGUUCUGUGGUAAGAGGACUGGCCCAAUGUUCCUGUUUCCCAGGAUUCUCUCUGAUGGCAGACAUGCACACCUGUAAAGAUGUGAAUGAGUGCACGAGCGGCAGACACAAUUGCUCCCUGGACGAGGUGUGUGUGAACCGGGAGGGUUCCUACCAGUGUGUGCGGCUGAAUGAGAUGUGCGAUGAGGGCUUUAUUCACAACCAGAAUAGAGAUUGUGUGGAUGUGAACGAGUGUGUGACGAACACACACACCUGCCAGGCAGACGAGCGCUGCGUGAACACGGUAGGAGGGUUUGUGUGCGAGAGGCAGAUCCAAUGUUCGAGCGGUUACCAGCUGAGGAGUGGAGUGUGUGAAGACAUCGAUGAGUGUGUUAUGCGAACUCAUAACUGUGGAAUAGGCUUCCAAUGUCAGAAUACUGAUGGCUCGUUCACGUGUAACCUGAAGCAACGCUGCCUCACAGGAUUUACUCAAGACUCACACGGCAACUGCAUCGACAUUGAUGAAUGCAGCAGUGUGAGAGAACCAUGUACGACUGGCUUUAACUGCAUAAAUACUGUGGGCUCUUACACCUGUCAGCACAAGAUUAUCAUGUGCAGUCAGGGUUACCAUUCCAGCCCUGAUGGAGCACGAUGUAUUGAUGUGGAUGAAUGUCAGACGGGCACCCACCGCUGUGGAGAGGGACAAAUCUGUCACAACCUACCCGGCAGCUACCGCUGUGACUGCCAAACCGGCUACCAGUAUGACACCAUUCGCCAGCUCUGUGUGGAUGUAAAUGAGUGUUGGCGGUACCCAGGCCGCUUGUGUGCCCAGACCUGUGAUAACACACCGGGAUCCUACCAGUGCUCCUGUACCACGGGCUUCUCCCUGGCCUUUGAUGGCAAGAACUGUGAAGAUGUUAAUGAAUGUGACAACAAUCCAUGCAGUCAGGAGUGUGCAAACAUCUAUGGAUCUUACCAGUGUUACUGCCGAAUGGGCUACUACCUUAAAGAGGACGGGCACACGUGUGAAGAUAUAGACGAGUGCUCACAAAGCAUUGGAAACCUCUGUGCAUUCCAGUGUGUGAAUGUCCUUGGUAGCUACAAAUGUGCCUGCCCUCCCUAUGGUUACUCCAUGUCACCUAAUGGACGCACCUGUCAAGAUAUUGAUGAAUGUGCCAUUGGAUCGCACAAUUGCUCUUCCUCCCAGACCUGUUUCAACAUCCAGGGAGGCUUUCGUUGCCUGUCAUUUGCAUGUCCAGACAACUACAGGAGAGUGUCGGACACACGCUGCGAGCGAAUGAGUUGCCCCAACUUCCAGCAAUGCCAGACUAUGCCAUUACGCAUCACAUACUACCAACUGAGCUUCCAGACCAACAUCAUCAUCCCAGCACAGAUCUUCCGCAUCGGACCCUCCCCUGCCUACUCGGGCGACAACAUUAUUAUCAGCAUCCCUCGCGGAAACGAGGAAGGCUACUUCAGCACGCGGAAGCUCAACAGCUUCACGGGCGCCGUGUACCUGAACCGGCAGGUGCGGGAGCCACGGGACUUCCUCAUCGACGUGGAAAUGAAGCUGCUCCGUCAAGGAACCUUCACAACUUUCCUGGCCCGCAUCUACGUGUUCAUCACAACAAACUCCAUGUGAUGUUAGCACUCGUCUAGUGACGCCUUUGAUUUCGCAUGGUGCUAAACUCAAGCUUCAAGCCUCUGCCUUGAAAUUGUUUGUCAUCUGGCAGAUCUUUAGGCUUCUGUUUGCCUAACGGAUUUUGCUUUGAGAGACUUUGAUGGGAUUCUCCCACUGGGAUCCAACCGCUUGUUUUGAGUAGAGUGAGAACAAACAGUACAUAAAGAGACUGAUGGAAACAUUUGGCUUUUGAAAGUCCUAGUUUUUCCUCUUCAAAGUAUUGAAAGUACUCUACACCGAAUGCUAUUUAUACUGUACCAAUUUAUCUUGAUUGCCUUAAACUGCUUUUUAUAGCACUUCAUUAGUUUUCUAACAACACAAUGUUUCUCCAUGGGGGUUGGCAGAAUAGAGCUGAGGUAGAGUUACACAUUUGUAAUGGCUGUCACAAUUCCUCCGUAGGCCAUUCAAGUUCUAUGCCAAUUAAACGACUAAUAAUUUCACAGCUCAGUCAAAACAACUGAUAACCGUAUUUGAAAACUUAUCCGUGAUAAUUCACAUCAGUAUAGGCCUGCCUCAGUUCAGAACCCACCAGUCUGCGAAAGAUAACAUUGUGUGAUCAUGUCUGUAAUCAUUGUUAAACACUAGCAAUUAAAAAGGUGUAUGAUUGUUGUUAUUAUUUCAAAUGUUAGUUUCUAAUGCGCUCGCUUCAUAGCUCUUGGUGCUAAUUUACCGUUUUGGAAAGGUUUGACACGCAUACAUGAAGAGUGUGUGAGCUCCAAAGCAGCACUGAGAAUGUUUCAUUGUUAUACAUCAUUUUGUAUGUCUUUACUUUUGUAAUACUGUACCUGUUUUGAUCUAUUACUGUCUUGAAAAUUCAUCUCAGGGUAAAAGCAUAAAAUCAUCUUGAUAAACGUUCAUGCACAGCAUAUCUGAAAUUAUAACAAAAUUAAGAAACAUUCGGUAUCAUAAAAGUGUUUCAUGCUCGUUCAAUUCAUGGAAACAACCACAUGCAUCAGUAUAUUAAUGCAAUGCAUAUUAUCUGUCUUAGUGGGUUUGAUUCUUCAAUAAAGCAACACCAAUCUUUUAAUUAGUA